UUAGUGGAAUAUGAUACUUGUUUUUUAUAUUGAUUUAUAAAUAAAAUAAGAGUGAAGUGAUUUAGUGGGAUGUAGGACUUAUUUACAGUAUUUUCAGAAUUUUUACUAUAAAAAUAAAAUUUAUAGUAAUACUAGUUACUACUUAAUAAAUAAAAAUAAUAACAAUAUGGAAAAAAUUGAAAGUUAGAAUUUGCAUGGAGCAAGACAGACAUCGAACUAGAGUACUGGAGUUAUAUAAAUGGAAGAGAUAAAGAAGUAAAUAUAUGCAGUUGAAAAUCGGCAAUGGCAGCAGCAGAGUCAUCGUGUUCACACUGGUGGCACGCCCCUUUCUACCUUGCCAUGUGUUGCACCCUCGCUUUUAUGGCCAUCUCCACCGCUAGAUACCCCUCCAGCAACCCCCUCCCCCCUCCCCACGCCCUCGCCCUCGCCCUCGCCCUCAACGCCUCCCUCGCCCUCCGCCUCCACGGCGGCUUCCAUAUCACCGCCACCCUCCUCCGAAUCUCUCCGGAGCUCUUCCUCUCCUCUCCCCACACCACCCUCUUCGCCAUCCAAGACUCCGCCAUCUCCCUCCUCUCCCUCCCGCCCUCCACCAUGCGCCACCUCCUCCGCUACCACGCCGUCCCCGCCACCCUCCCCAUGUCCGUCCUCCUCAAGAAACCCCCCGGUUUCUGCCUCCAAACCCUCGCCGCCGACGACACCCUCGCCAUCACCAACUCCACCAAUUACACCUCCCUCACCAUCAACCACGUCUUGGUCUCCCACCCUGACAUGUUCCUCCACGGCCCCCUCGCCGUCCACGGCGUCUCCGCGCCCUUCGAAGCCGCGGCGGCGUGCCGCGCCUUAUCCACCGCUCUCGCCGGGAAAGGGGCGGUGGAGUGGAAAGGGAUAAUUAGGGUUUUGAGCUCCAACGGAUUUGUUUCAUUCGCGAUCGGAUUGAAGGCGGUUGUGGAUGGGAUUCUUAGAGAUUACGCGAAUCUUUCCUCCGUCACCGUGCUUGCGGCGGGGGAUUUUGAGUUUCUGUCCUCGCCGUCGCCGUUCUUGGAUAGAGUCGUGAGACUUCACAUUCUGCGACAGAGAUAUAGUUAUGUGGAGUUGAGGGCGGUGGGGAAUUCAUCGCUCACAACAUUGCUUCCUGCCUCUCAUCUCCAGAUUGCUAAUAUGUCUCCAAAUUUGGCUGUUAAUGGAGUCCAGAUUACUAGGCCUGACGUCUUCUCCUCCAACAACUUCGUCCUUCAUGGAAUUUCAAGGAGUCUUUAUUUGGACGAUUUCUUUCACUAAUUCGUUCCUUUUUUCAUUUUUUAAAAAUAAUUUUUGCUCUUCUUUGUACAUUGUGAAGACACAAAUGUAGAUACGGAGAUUGCAGGUUUUGGCUUGUUAUUCAUUUCAUU
Salvia splendens (bonfire salvia) is the source of this 1388-nucleotide messenger RNA. Its product is annotated as fasciclin-like arabinogalactan protein 21. Bases 283 to 1278 code for a protein of 331 amino acids. Lineage: Eukaryota; Viridiplantae; Streptophyta; Magnoliopsida; Lamiales; Lamiaceae. The transcript has a single exon. The record is from RefSeq and is a predicted model, not a curated record.